CCCUGGGCUUGGCGCGUCCUCCCGCUCGCUCAUGGCGGAGGCCCAGCGGAAGCGGGAGCUGCUGCCCCUCAUCCACCAGCACCUGCUCCAGGCGGGCUAUGUGAGUGCGGCAAGGGAGGUGAAGCUGCAGAGCGGCCAGAAAACCUUCCCGACACAGCCGGUCACCCUUCUGGACAUCUACACGCAUUGGGAACGAACUUCUGCAGAGGCUAAGAAACGCAAGGCCGACGAACCAAAUGAAAACCUGCAGGAUAAGAAGGUUAGGGUCUCUGAUCCUGUGAGCAGCUCGGAGAGCUCUGAAGAGGAGGAAGAGGAGCCAGCCAAAGACAUGAAAACCACCAGGCCUCUCUUGGCCAAAUCAGUGGCCUUGAUGCCGGAGAAGAAUCUCGCCACGACCAAGGACAGAGCCAAGGGGAAGACCAAAAAAGUGGCUGGCAAGGCAGUAAACUCCAUAUCUCCUCCCACACCCGACAAGGGGCCAACUGCCCUGGGGAAACCGGGCCUCGCUACUCCGGCCCAGGCUCUCUCCCCCAGAUCCAACCCAGUCUCCAAGAACCAGGCCGCCGACUCCAGCAACGGCUCCGCGUCGGACAGCGAGGCCGAGGGGGCCGCCUCAGUAGACAGGCUGCAUCCCAAACCCGUAGCAGGGCCGGUGGCUGGGAAACCAGAGGACAACAGCAGCAGCGGGGCCUCCUCCAGUGACGAAACCGAUAUUGAGACCCAGGUGAAACCAGGAGUAAAAGCUCAGGUCACCAACGCCCCAGGGAGGAGGGUGCCAGCAUCCAAAGGACCAAAGGGAGGAACAUCGGCUCCAGCCACUGGGAAGCCAGCGACCACAUCCCCCCAGCCCCCGGCGGGGACCCCCAUCAGGACCACGGCGGGCGGGAGGCCGGAGGAGGGCUCCGAGAGCAGUGAGGAGUCAGAGAGCGAGGAGGAGAUGCCAGCCUCCCAGGGACAGGCAAAGCCAGCAGUCACUGCGUCCCAGGUCAGCGUCACCCCGGGGUCCACCAAAAAGCCCCGGGGCAGAACGUCCACUCCAGCUGCCGGGAAGGCAGUGGCCGCCGCGGCUCCCAGGGCCAAGGUUGGGACUCCUGGCAAGGCCGUCGAGGCGAGGAGGUCGGAAGAGAGUUCCGAGAGCAGCGAGGAGUCCGAGGGUGAAGAUGAGGUGCCGGCAUCCCAGGGACAGGUGAAGGCAGCAGGGAGGACUCCCCGGGUCAGUUCUGUUCCAGUCACCCCCAUCUCGGCCAAGGGGUCCCAGGAGAAAGUGUCCACUCCAGCUCCCCGGAAGCCAGUGGCCAAGCCCUCCCAGGCCAAGGUGGGGACGCCCACCAGGGAAGGGGAGGAGAGUUCUGAAAGCAGCGAGGAGUCAGAGAGCGAAGAGGAGGCACCGGCCCCCGAGGGAAAGGUUUCCCAGGGCAGGGGCCCAGUGUCCACCAAGGGGGCUGUGACCACACCCCUCCAGGCCCAGGCUAAAGCAGUGGGCAGCAGGAAGCCAGAGGAGAACUCAGAGAGCAGCGAGUCAUCGGAGAGCGAAGAGGGGCCACCGCCGUCCCAGGGAUCGGUGAAGGCAGCGGGGAGAAUUCCCCGGGCCACAUCCAUGCCGGUCACCCCCACCUCAGUCACGGGGACCCAUGAGAGAGCGUCCACUUCAGUGGCCACACGACUUCAGGCCAAGGCGGGGACUCCCACCAAGGCCUCCGGGGCUGGGAAAGCAGAGGAGAGUUCAGAGAGCAGCGAGGAGUCGGAGAGUGAAGAGGAGGCACCAGAAGUCCAAGGGCCGGUGAAGCCAGCGGUCGCCACAUCCCAGGUCAGCGUCGCUCUGAGAUCUGCCAAAAAGCCCCAGGGCAGAGCGUCAACUCCAGCUGCUGGGAAGCUGGUGGAUGCCACAACCCCCACAGCUAAGGUGAAGACAGCGGGGAGAACUCCCCAGGCCAUCUCCAUUCCGAUUACCCCCAUCUCAGUCACGGGGACCCAAGAGAGAGCGUCCACUGCGGUGGCCACACAGCUGCGGACCAAGGCGGGGACUCCCGUCAAAGCUGCCGGAGCUGGGAAGGCAGAGGAGAGUUCAGAGAGCAGCGAGGAGUCGGAGAGUGAAGAGGAGACACCGGCAGUCAGAGGAAAGGUGAAGCCAGCGGUCACCGCAUCCCAGGUCAGCGUCGCUCCGGGAUCUGCCAAAAAGCCCCAGGGCAGAUCGUCCACUCCAGCCACCGGGAAGCGGGUGAAUGCCACAAGCCCCAAGGCUAAGGUAGUGACUCCCGUCGCCAAGGCCGCUGGGGGUGAGAAGCCAGAAGAGAAUUCAGAGAGCAGCGAGGAGUCGGAGAGCGAAGAGGAGGCAUCAGCAGUCCAGGGACCGGUGAAGCCAGCGGUCACCGCAUCCCAGGUCAGCGUCACUCCGGGAUCUGCCAAAAAGCCCCAGGGCAGAGCGUCCACUCCAGCUGCCGGGAAGCGGGUGAAUGCCACAACCCCCACGGUUAAGGUAGUGGCUCCUGCCGCCAAGGCCGCUGGGGGUGGGAAGCCAGGAGAGAAUUCAGAGAGCAGCGAGGAGUCGGAGAGUGAAGAGGAGGCAUCAGCAGUCCAGGGACCGGUGAAGCCAGCGGUCACUGCAUCCCAGGUCAGCGUCCCUCCGGGAUCUGCCAAAAAGCCCCAGGGCAGAUCGUCCACUCCAGCCACCAAGAAGGCGAUGGCUGCCACAACCCCCCAGGCUAAGGUAGCGACUCCCUCUGCCAAGGCCGCUGGGGAUGAGAAGCCGGGGGAGAGUUCUGAGAGCAGUGAGGAGUCGGAGAGUGAAGAGGAGGUGCCGGCGUCCCAGGGGCAGGUGAAGCCAGCGAUCACCGCAUCGCAGGUCAGCGUCACUCCGGGAUCUGCCAGAAAGCCCCAAGGCCGAUCGUCCACUCCAGCCGCCAGGAAGGCGAUGGCUGCCCCAACCCCCCAGGCUAAGGUAGUGACUCCCACCGCCAAGGCCGAUGGGGACGGGAAGCCAGGGGAGAGUUCUGAGAGCAGCGAGGAGUCGGAGAGUGAAGAGGAGGCUCCGGCAUCCCAGGGGCAGGUUGGCGUCACCCCGGGAUCUACCACAAAGCCCCAAGGCAGAGCGUCCACUCCAGCUGCCGGGAGGGCAGUGGUUACCACACUCCCCCAAUUAAAGGUGAAUAAAACCCCUCUGAUUUUUGUCGACCCCAAACGUAGUCCGGCCGGCAAAGCGGCUGCCCCCACGAAAGCCGCCGUGCCUGUCAGCGCCUCAAAGGAGGGGCGGGUCGCCGAGAGUGAGGGCAGCAGCUCAUCCGGCAGUGAGGAAGAAGAAGAGGACCUGAUUCCCGCCACCCAGAAUCUGGAUACUUCCACGGCCAAGCCGACCGUGGCGGCUCUGCCCAUCGCUCGCAGAGGGCCGGUCCCCGCUCCCAGGGCCUGCUCGCCCGAGGACGGCAGCGAGGAGUCUGUCUCCGAGGAGGGAAAAAGCACACAGGUGAAGCCCAGCCCGGCUCGGACCCGUACGGCCGCGGCAACUGUGAAGGCCUCUGGUCAGAAAGCCAGCACGCCACAGCGAUCCGCCAAGGGGGCAAAGCCCUCGGGGCCGGCCCUCGCCCAGCUUCCAACAGCCGUGAGGAGCCCCGCUCUGACGAAGGCAGCGCAGGAUGCUGGGGGAUUAACUGGCAAAGGAAGCAGUGGCAAAAAAGCCAAGGGCAAAGCAGGUCAGCCCCGGGCCGCCCCAGCCAAGACCGCUGGGGCCACCCGGGGAGCAGCCCACAUCAACAGCAAUAAUUUGCCGGAGAAGAAGCAGAAAGAGGAGGGGAAGGGGGUGACCAAGGCCAGGGCAGCUCCCAAGAAGGGUGCCACGCCAAAGGGGGAGGCUGGAAUGGUACCAGAGAGCUCUGAGGUGUCCAGUGAAGAGGAGGUGGAGCCUUCACAGUCCCUGCUGUCAGGCUGUCCGGCUCCCAGACUCCCAGGGUCGACACCCAAGUCCACUCCAACCAAGGCCCAGCCCGCGAAGACACCUCCCCGGGGCCCUCCGAAGCCUGCGGUAAGGAAGACCGCCGCCGCCAACAACCCUCUGGGUGUGAUAGUCCCCGCCACCUCCGCGAGCGACAACAGCAGCGGCAGCAAUUCCGAGGCCGACGGCAAGCAGACGGCGGUCAAGCCGCCCGUAGGAGCAGGAACGGAGACCUCUCGUGACAAGGAGACGCCCGUCGCCCCCAGGCACCCGGCCGCAGACCCCAAAUCGGCCCGGCCCGGCCCCGCUUCCAACCACAAGGGCGCCCCGAGGACUAAAGCUGCCUACGCUUUGCUGUCCCUGGCGAGGCCCGGGGCCGAGAGCUCUGAGGACGGGGAGCUGGACAGCGAGGAAGAGGCCUUGGCCACGGCCAGGGCCCAGGCCUCGGUGGUGAAGGUGCUGACGGAUCUGCUGCAGCAGGAGAAGAAGAAAGCCACUCAGAUCAUCAAGGCUGCCAAGUCACCCAAGGUCAAGGAGGGCAAGAAGCCCAGAGCCUCCCAGAAACGGAAACUGGCUGGGGGGGACGGGGACACCAAGGCACCCAGGGGCAAAAAACAGAAGCUGGCAACGGAGGACCCUCAGGAGGGAGAGGCCAAGACAGGCAGAGGCGGGAGGACUAAGAAAGGGAAAAAAGAGAAGGGGGCAGGGGACGCCCAGGAGAAGAGCGUCAAGGGGGCACGGGGCAACAAGAAAUCCAAAGAGAAGCUGGGCAACGACCUGAACACCACGAAGGUGGGGAGUGAGGAUGCCGGACACACAAAGACCAAGAAAGAAAAGAAGGAGAAGAAGAAAUCUGAUAAGAAGGACAAGACCCCCAAGGACAAGAAGAAACAGAAAAAGUCGUUGCCCAAAGACUCUGAUUCCUCCGUGCCGAAGGAAAAAAAGAAAAAGGAAAAGAAAGUCAACCAGUCUAAAUGAACGGGGCGGGGGGGGCCCCCAGCAGCAGAACUGAGCCUCGAACUUCUGCUUCGCCGGGCCGUGGUGGCCGUUUGGGAUGGAACUGUGUUUUAACUGCCCCAUUCCCCGGGAGCCCCCCAUGGACAUCUGGUCUGUCUGAGGAGCAGAAAAUGUGCCUGGUUGCCCGCACCCCCCGACACCCCUGCCUCUCCUGCAGAGCCCAGUGCUCUCUCCUUGGAGAUCGGAAUAUAAUAUAUGUGCAUAUUUUUUUUUUUAAAGAUGAAACUCUCCUCCCCGUUCUCCCCGUGACGCCGAUACCUCCAGAGGCCUUCCGUACUCCCCGUGUUUUAACUUUUUUAUCACAACCCCACUCCCCGGAGUUCCCACGGUGUUUGUAAAAGAUUUUGCACUCUGAACUGCAUUCGGACCGGAACAGUUGCUGUACGUUGAUGGCUUUGUCGUCGUCGUCAUUCUUAUUUGUAGAUAUAUAGAGAGAGAUAUAUAUUAUAUUUUUUUUUUCUUAAGGAGCCCGGAAAAUAAAUUUUGGAGUGAAGGUGGA
Tachyglossus aculeatus (Australian echidna) is the source of this 5441-nucleotide messenger RNA. RefSeq names its product treacle ribosome biogenesis factor 1 (gene TCOF1). NCBI's taxonomy places the organism in Eukaryota, Metazoa, Chordata, Mammalia, Monotremata, Tachyglossidae. The transcript has 28 exons. Bases 32 to 4903 code for a protein of 1623 amino acids. The record is from RefSeq and is a predicted model, not a curated record. Gene Ontology annotation, molecular function: protein binding.